UUGGCAGAGUAAGAGAAGAAGUAGGACCAUGGCAACGGUAAAAACAAAGAUGGCGGCUUUAGCAGCAGUGUUAUGGUCCUCCUCAAACCUCUUUAGUUUUUUUCUCUUACUUUCUACAGUCACCUCAAACGAAAAUACAACAAGCUUUAACUUGAAUACAACUGUGCUCGGUGACAGGAACGUAACAUUUGACGCUGCUGAAAAUGAUACGACUUCACAGCCGACAGAGUUUGACUCUUUAACCACACACAAUACAACACCGACCCUCAGCAGCCCCGAGGAAGAGCCCGUCCAACCGACCCUGUCCCCCGAGGAGGAGCCCGUCCAGCCGACCCAGUCCCCCGAGGAGGAGCCCGUCCAGCCGACCCUGUCCCCCGAUCCGCUGCCUGUCAACGGACUCCUGCUCUCUCCUGUCACUGAUGUCGACAGGUUGUGUCCCUGUGACAAACACAAGGGUGUUUGUGAUGUUAACUGCUGCUGUGACAGAGACUGCAGUGAGGAGGUGGCUCUGUUCACCAGCUGCUCAGUGGAGACCGUCAGUGGAAACAAGCAGCUGUGCAGUCGCAAUGUAGCGUCCUACUCUUUACGGACUAAGAUAGAUGGAUUCUCAGAGAUCCGGUCUUCUGUCAAGAAGGAGACUAGUUAUGACAUCUUCUGCAUACAGUCACAAAACCGUGUUGAUGGGUUCUCUCAUCCCUCACCUACUCUUCCAACUGACGGCAACUUUGACUCCCUCUUUGACAAAUUUACCCGCUUUAUUUUUGGCUCAGAGGAGAGGAGCAGCGAGUCGUCGUCUGCAGAGCUGCAGGCAUCGUCUGGAUACCAGUAUGGAGACGUGAUGGCGACAGUGGCACAGGGUGGACAGAGAGAGAUGUUCAUGCUGCCAGCUCCAGGAGUCACUGCUGAGUGUGUGGACAACAGUCCUGCAGCAUUUCUAAAGGAUCAGAGCAGUCGGUGCUCCCAGCAGGUGGUCCUGGAUCAGGACUGCAGCAGUCUGCCGGCCCUCAGUAUGGACACCUACACAAACAUUCAGCUGUUAUCUGGGAAGAGCGAGGAUGCAGCAGUUGUUCCUGUGGAGGUGGCUUCGCUCGUCCUGCAGUCUGUAGAUGGGACUCAGUCUGAGCUUCAGAUCAGUGGUGGUGAAAACUUCAGCCCAGUUCUGCUGAAUCCAACCCUCUGCGCUAACGUGGUGCUGAAGGUUGUUUACACGAUGAAGUACAGCCCAUCUGGUGAGAUUGGGAAUGUGACGGUGUCUCUGGUGCUUGGAUUUGUCAGUGAAGCUGCGCUGACCCUGGAGCAGGAGUUUCAUAUCACAUUUGUCCAGGAGGACAAGGAGGAGGCUGCUGUCCAGUUCAGUGGGAAUCCAGGCUAUGUGUUUGGACUUCCUCUUGUGUCUGGAACAAAAACAGCAGAUGGGAUUUCUAGAAGCAUCAACCCCAGAGACACCCUGUCGCUCCUCCACAGCACUCAGGACCAGGACUGUCUGCGAGGGCGGCAUCAGCGCUCUCCGGUCCUGUUCGGUGUGGACUCAGUGUCGGGCUGCACAUUAAGACUGGAGGACGCUGCAAACUGCUCCCAGGUCUAUCAGGUGCUUCUGGACGUUCUGAGAGGACCAAACUAUCCUCAGUAUGUGGCUUCAUUUGGAAACUCCCCGUUAGACUCUCCGCUGGACUGGGUGCCCAUCAAGAGCAACUUAAAUCCUGGGGAGGCACAGAGCUGCAGCGUCCCGUUGUCUCUUCAUUUAAAAAUUGAAUGGACUAAAUACGGAUCCUUGGUGAACCCUCAGCCUCAGAUUGUGAGCAUCGAAGAAAUCAUCCAGACCAACAGCAGCAGUUUGGCCCUGCUCUCUGCAGGCAGCACCAUCCUGUCAGUCAGCAGCUCAGUGAGCUUCACACCUGUGUCUGCACCUGCUCUUCCUGGUUACAGAGCCACGCCCACCAUCGAUGCCAAACUGCCCUUUGAUUUCUUCUUCCCUUUUGUCUGAACAUGUGUGUUACUGUGUGUUUUGUGUAAAUAAUGUAAAUACAAGUUUUUUAAGAUUAUUUAAUAAAUGUUUUUUUAAUAAAUGAAA
Messenger RNA from Notolabrus celidotus (New Zealand spotty), 2071 nucleotides. RefSeq names its product tectonic-1-like. Gene Ontology annotation, biological process: cilium assembly; protein localization to ciliary transition zone. Lineage: Eukaryota; Metazoa; Chordata; Actinopteri; Labriformes; Labridae. The coding region runs from base 29 to 1984 and encodes 651 amino acids. The transcript has 14 exons. The record is from RefSeq and is a predicted model, not a curated record. Gene Ontology annotation, cellular component: MKS complex.